Messenger RNA from Enterobius vermicularis (human pinworm), 738 nucleotides. Lineage: Eukaryota; Metazoa; Nematoda; Chromadorea; Rhabditida; Oxyuridae. The record is from the annotation of a GenBank genome assembly.
AUGCAUUCCUUAACAGAUUUUCGAAGCACUGAGAACAAUCGGAACAAAUUAGUGCCAUGCUAUUCGUUACCAGUAUCACAGUAUUUAUCGUCUCCAUCACAAUCUACCCAACACCAACAACUUAAACACCACUAUCAUCAACAACAGCAGCAGCAGCAACAAGAAAAACAACAACAACAACAAGAAGAAAAACAACAACCACAACAACAACUAAAUGUUCAAGCAGCUGAUUCUAAUGAAGUUUCUUUCUUUUUUUUGGCUCAGAUAUGUCCAGCUGUUAUUGCUAUCCACAGCUACUUGUUCCUCCUUGUUUCGUUGUCGUUGUCAAUGUCGUCGUUUGAAAGUAUUUCUGCGGAUAGAUCGCUGAUGUCACAAUCGUUACCAAAUCAUCAUUCAAUUCCCAGUAUACCAACGCCAGCAGAAACAGUUUACCGAUAUUCACCGACAAUGGCAAAUUGUCCUAACUGUCACGAAUAUGUGUUCACUGUGGUUCGUCUACACCCCGGAUCAUUAACUUGGCUUUUAAGUGCACUACUUUGUUUACUUGGAAACAGUUACAUAGACGAGCACUUCUGCUAUUCAACCACAGAAAAUCUAGAUGAGAAGCCUCCUGUUGUUGUUGUUGUGUUAUACCAUUCUGCAUCAAAGAUUGUCAGGAUGCUGAACAUACCUGUCCAAACUGUAAGACAGUACUUGGGAAAUACAAACUUUGGCCAGCCAUUUUAUUGUAUACAUUAA